CUUUGCCUUUGGACUCUUACCUUCAUCUCCCUGCUUCACUUCUCACACACACUAAAUAACACACACUAAAUAGUCGUCAAAGUACACUCCACCUCUCAACCUUCACAACAACAAAAAAGCAUCAAACUUUCAGCCUUUUUCUGCUUCAUCUUGCCGGAAAUGGAUUUCUGGGGUUCAAGGGCUCACUCAUCAAAACACCACCACUUCCACACUCUCCAAUCUAACCGUCACAACAACUCCGAUAACCAUCUAACAAUGGAUGGAGAUGAUGAUGUUGGAGCUUGGUUUCCCUGCCCCUUUUGUUAUAUUGAAAUUGAAAUCCCUGUGCUUUGUUACCAUUUGCAGGAAGAACACUGUUUCGACCUCAAAAACGCGGUUUGUCCAAUAUGUGCUGCAAAUUUGGGCAAAGAUGCACUUGCUCAUUUCACAUCUCACCAUGUCCAUUCAAUAAAGAGAAGGAGAAAGUCCCAAAGAUCAGGGUUGUGGAGUAACGGGGCAAGCCACACACGAGAAACCACACCCGACAGGGGACACAUGCAUGAAACCACACCCGACCCACUGUCGGCAUUCCUGGGCAAUGUUCCCUUUUCAGAUCUUCAAGAAGAAAAUAUAUCAAGUGCCACUUCUCAAGUCAAGAGCUCAAAUGAAGAUGAAAAAGAAGUGAAAGAUCACGAAGAGGAGAGGUGUCGAGCAGCAUUCGUUCAAGAACUCGUCUUUUCAACCAUUUUCUAAAGUAAAUGUCCCAAAAGCACAAAGCAUGUUAGUAGAGGAGGUUAACAUAGUAUUUAUUUAUGUCUUUGCUACACUUAUGUUGAUCAUCACUUUGAUGUAUCCAUCAUGUCUUUAUAACUUAAGCAAGUUAUCAUGUGAAUCAAAUCAAAAUCUUUAUUAUAGAAUGCAAGUUCACACAUAAUCAUAACAAAAAAUUAGCAAUAAAGAUUAAAUAAUGUAGCAACAUCAAACCAAGAUCAUAUUUUCAAUGAUUAAACUAACAGACUAGCAUAAAUAUGUGUUAUAUCAUAAGAAUGCAAAACCAAGUGCAUACAGCUUCAUGAAUAAAACCUCCAAACAACUCAUUAUAAAACCACAGAUUUAAGCGAAAUCACUCGAUAAUCGACUGGAUAACACCAGCACCGACUGUCUUCCCACCUUCUCUAAUAGCAAACCGCAUACCUUGCUCACAAGCAACCGGCAUAAUAAGCUCAACCACCAUCUUCACACGGUCACCUGGCAUAACCAUCUUCGACUCUUCAUCCUUAUCAUUCAUAAUCGAUGUCACCUUCCCUGUAACAUCAGUAGUCCUCAUGUAAAACUGCGGU
Helianthus annuus (common sunflower) is the source of this 1319-nucleotide messenger RNA. RefSeq names its product protein DEHYDRATION-INDUCED 19 homolog 5. The record is from RefSeq and is a predicted model, not a curated record. The transcript has 5 exons. Bases 160 to 732 code for a protein of 190 amino acids. NCBI's taxonomy places the organism in Eukaryota, Viridiplantae, Streptophyta, Magnoliopsida, Asterales, Asteraceae.